AUGAUUCCACAACUGAGCCCGGUUCCCACGCUGCCAAAACCCUUUGGGCCGCAUAAAGUUGGCACCACAGAAUGGGAGAUCCCAAUCUCAGAGAUACCCUCGCCGUCGCCGAUACCAGACGAAAAGAUCACAACCAUAAAAUUCCGACUAUUCUACCCAACAACGCCCAAGGCCAAAUCGAAAUCCUCUGUGACAUGGUUGCCCUCACCGCAGCGAGAAUGGAACCAGGCAUACGCUUCGUUCCUUGGAGCGAGUCCUCGGGUGUCGUCGCUCAUAUCAUUCGUCCCAUCUUUACUCAACAUGACCACUUUGCCGUGCGUCGCCGAUGCGCCAUUAUUACCCAGACAGGCGUCUUCGAAGUACCCUCUAGUGAUCUUCUCGCAUGGCCUGGGGGGGAAUUGCAAUGCCUACAGCGCAAUUUGUGCAGCACUGGCAAGUUUUGGCAUUGUGUGUGCGGCCCCUGAGCACCGAGACCAAAGCGCCCCAAUGUCCAUUAUACGGUCGGCUGAUGGGCGCAAAGCCGCCACGGUCCCCUAUCAGAAGCAUCCACAUGCUCCCACGGCCAAAGUCCUCAAUGCACGCAAUGCCCAGUUGCGGAUACGGCUUUGGGAGCUCGAACAGCUUUUCACGGUUCUGACGAGUCUCAAUGAGGGCAAGACGUUCUCCAACUACGCUGUUGCGGGCACGAAAACCAAACCGGGGCCGCCGCUGAAGAACGUGCUCGAUCUGCGACCCGGGCACGUCACCUGGGCAGGCCACUCCUUUGGCGCCUGCACGACCAUUCAAUUCGUGAAAUCGGUCUACUAUCGUCAACAUCUUCCUUCAUUUAAAAACACAGAGUUCGAAGAUGACCCGGACUGGCGACCACUUUACAAAGCCGUUGAAAACAGCGAGCUCGUGCGACAAAUCACCCCGGACUCACCCCUUAUCCUGCUCGACCUAUGGGCCAUGCCUCUGCGGGCGGGACUGACCAGAUGGCUGUGGGAGCGGCCUCUGCCCUGCUACAACCGCGAAAUACCUGAUGGCAAGGCUCCUCCUCCCACGAACGUGAUCGCAAUCGUAUCAUCUGAAUUCUACAAGUGGCCCGAACUGAUCAAUCGGAUGAAGGCUGCCCUUUCCGCAAGGCCUGCCGAGGCCAUGUACACGCUCGAGAAGCGCACAUCCAAAGACAGUACAAACUACAAACCACGCACGAAAUCCAACCCACAAAUCAUUGCGACGCCCCCUGAUAAACUACCUGUCGACGUGGAAGAACCAGAGGAACUAGCCUCACGGCGCGGGUUUGAGGAGAGGAGGGAUGAAGACCAAGAAUCAGACGCUGGCGACGAAAUGUUUCUAACACCAUUCUCGACGCCCGGUGAAGAGUUCCCAUUUGAGAAGAUCAUGAUGAACAGACGAAGCGGCUUCGAAGCUUGGAGGGUCCGGACAGAUACCAAAGAGACGAGACAGGAGAGUGCGGAGGCCGAGAGGGAUAUGGACACAGCAUCUAUGAGAGAGGCGGUGAACCAGAUCAAGCAGAUGCAGCUAGAUCUUGAGCUAGAGUCGCAAGAGCAGAGAGAUCAGUACAAUGAGGAUAUUAUGAAGGAGGCCAUCAACCAGCCCCUCCCGGAGUCCGCUGCAGAAGACGAACCAGACGACACAGCCACCCAGGAUGGGAUCCAUACUGCUACUCAAGCGGACGCAGGGGAAGCUGCCAUCGGAGUGGAGGUGUCUGCAGAGGAUGAGGAAGCCGACUUCAACGCCGCCUCCGCACCGGCUUCACGGUCGUCGACAUCCUCUAACCUGACGACCUCCGACUCAACCUCCUCCCUCUCGACACCCGCCUCUUCAGUCCACCUCAGCCGCACACCCUCCCCAUCGCCCAGCACCUCGACGUGCGAAAGCACAUCUAGCGCCUCGUCGCUGUCAUCCUACGACGCAAAUACCCUAGAAAACGAUUCAGUCAAGACUACCGCCUCGGCCCUCCCCCACCCUUCCGCCAACCAACCAGACGAGCCUUUCACGCCCACAUUCAACACCUUCUCUCUUCCACCCCUCGACGUACCCAAGACCCUCAUCGCACCUGCCUCAAACACGCCCUCGCCUCUCGACCCGCAGCUCUUCCUGAUCCCGAACACGGCCCAUCUCUCACAAUCCGACUUUGGCGUCCUGUUCCCCAAGCUGACGAGAUAUCUCAUGAACGCCGAGAACCCCGUCGAGACGAUCCGGCUCAACGUGAGGGCCAUGCUGGCCGUCAUGAGGAACUCGGGCCUCGAAGUCGAGGCAUACAAGGACGAGGUCGAGAGCGUCAAAAGGAAAAAAGACGAUAAGGCGCUGCAACAAGGCGAACAAGCACAAGCACGGGAUGUGCACGACGUGGAUGAUAUCCUCACGGAAAACUGCAAGGAAGAGAGGUGGUUGAGGAUCGAUAUCUACUGA
This is a messenger RNA of Cladophialophora carrionii CBS 160.54, 2418 nucleotides long. RefSeq lists its product as uncharacterized. Gene Ontology annotation, molecular function: 1-alkyl-2-acetylglycerophosphocholine esterase activity. The transcript has a single exon. The record is from RefSeq and is a predicted model, not a curated record. Lineage: Eukaryota; Fungi; Ascomycota; Eurotiomycetes; Chaetothyriales; Herpotrichiellaceae. The coding region runs from base 1 to 2418 and encodes 805 amino acids.